Molecule: messenger RNA, 753 nt
Organism: Aureobasidium pullulans EXF-150
Lineage: Eukaryota; Fungi; Ascomycota; Dothideomycetes; Dothideales; Saccotheciaceae
Exons: 3
Coding region: 1-753 (250 amino acids)
Source: RefSeq, a predicted model, not a curated record
AUGAGUGACGCAACCUGGGUUCCCCUCUUUGUCACGGCCAAAGUCCCAGUAGAGCUUGUGAACAAGAUUCUCGAACACGGCGAGGCACAACAGCGCAACGAUCCGGACGAUCUCUUCCCAAACAGAUGGGUCCUUGUCCAGGAUCCUGAACAGUCUACAUUCUCUACACCCACAAAGCCACCCGUGCACUCCUUCACCAGCGGCUUCGUCAACGCCUCCGCGGAAUCUCUCGAGGUGUUUGUCGCGUCCAAAUUUGGCGAACACGGACUUGCUUCGAACGGCAGAUCUGAUUGGAUCGCCGAUGACGCUUUCGCUGUGGUUGAUGAGCGCACCGCUCGCGACAACUCGAUCUUGUUCUACGUUCAGCAGUACGUGGAUAUCAUCCGUCAAGCAGAGGUUCGCAAGGCAUGGGGAAAAGACACCACAAUGGACAAGCUGCUUCUCAAGUACGCCGGGGUCGACUCAAACGAGAUGCCAUCUGGUGAGGACGUUCGCAAACUUGCCCAAGAGCUCAAGAACGAGAAUGGUAGCUUGGUUGUUGACCCCGAGCUCGGUGAUGUCGAGAAAGUAAAGGCUCAGCUGGACAGUUGGCUUUCGGAGGAGAUGAGCGAUGUCAGGCCCGUGUGGAUGGAGGUCAGAUUGGAUGCUGUCAAUGCCAUUAAAUUCACUGUUGGCAUCUGGCACAUUGGCUUGGACGAGGCUCUCAUCAACCACCACGAUGAGUUUGACGAGCAUGGCGUCAUGUGUCGUUAG